AUGACAUCCGCUGUUCAUGAGAUUUAUAAGUCUAUUGAACCAUACGUAAACAAUUGGUGGUUUAUUUGCCUUGGAUCGUACAUUUUGUUCGUGAUUUUAACAUGGUUCAACAGACGUAUUUUGAUGAAAAGGCUUGGUGCAAAACCAAUGCAGUUCACGGCACCAUAUCCAAUGUUUGGUAUCCCAUUAGUGUUUGAUCUUUUGAAAGCUAAAAGAGAAGGGACUAUGGUAAAUAUUACAAAAGAAAGAUACGAGGAAUUCGGAGUUGACACAUUCGACUUUAGAUUAGCAGGGACACAUGUAACAGUAACCCGGGAUCCGGAGAAUAUUAAGGCAAUUUUGGCUACUCAGUUUAACGAUUUUGUCUUAGGCAAAAGACAUGUCCAAUUUAAACCUUUAUUGGGGGAUGGUAUUUUCACAUUGGAUGGAGCAGGGUGGAAACAUUCACGGGCGAUGUUGAGACCACAGUUUGCUCGGGAACAAGUAGCCCAUGUAAAGUCAUUGGAACCACAUUUACAAACUCUUGCAAAACACAUCUUGAAUACUAAGGGACAAAGGUUUGAUAUCCAGCCAUUAUUUUUCAGGUUAACUAUUGAUAGCGCUACAGAAUUUUUAUUUGGCGAGUCGGUUGAGAGCUUACACGAUGAAAGUGUCGGAUUUACUAAAGAUCCUGUUGAUUUUGAUGGUAAAUCUGGAUUUGCUGAUGCAUUCAAUGAUUCACAAACAUGGUUAGCUUCCAGGGCGGUAAGCCAAAAUUUUUAUUUCCUCUUGAAUGGGAAAAGCUUUAAGGAUUCUAAUGCCAGAGUGCAUAAAUUCGCUGAUUACUAUGUAGAGAAAGCAUUAAAUGCUUCUCCAGAAGAUUUAGAAAAGACGUCAAGAGAUGGAUAUAUUUUCUUAUAUGAAUUGGUUAAACAAACCAGAGACCCUAUUGUUUUGAGGGAUCAACUAUUGAACAUAUUAUUAGCAGGCAGAGAUACUACUGCUGGGUUAUUAUCAUUCACAUUUUUCGAGUUAGCACGAAGCCCAGCCAUUUUCGACAGAUUGAAGGAGGAAAUAUAUGAGAAGUUUGGAGAUGGAGAAAAUGCCAGAAUUGAAGAAAUAACUUUUGAAUCCUUGAAGAAAUGUGAAUUCUUGAAGUGUGUUUUGAAUGAGAUUUUGCGAAUGUAUCCAUCUGUUCCGCAAAAUUUCAGGUUUGCAAUUAAGAAUACUACUUUACCUAAAGGGGGAGGACCAGAUGGGCAGUCACCAAUUUUCAUUCCAAAGGGGGAGAGUGUCCUAUACGCUGUAUAUGCUACGCAUAGAAAUCCAAAAUAUUAUGGAAAGGAUGCAGAUGAGUUCAGACCUUCGAGAUGGUUAGAGCCAGAGAUGAGAAAAGUGGGGUGGGCAUUCUUGCCAUUUAACGGGGGUCCAAGAAUAUGCUUAGGCCAACAAUUUGCUUUAACCGAGGCCUCCUAUGUUGUUGUACGAUUAAUACAGAUGUUCCCUAACUUGAGCAGUUUCUGUGAAGAAUAUCCUCCAAGAAAGAGUUCGCAUUUAACUAUGUGCCAUCAGGAUGGUGUAUUUAUUGGAAUGUCAUAA
Molecule: messenger RNA, 1578 nt
Organism: Debaryomyces fabryi
Lineage: Eukaryota; Fungi; Ascomycota; Pichiomycetes; Serinales; Debaryomycetaceae
Product: cytochrome P450
Exons: 1
Coding region: 1-1578 (525 amino acids)
Molecular function (GO): oxidoreductase activity, acting on paired donors, with incorporation or reduction of molecular oxygen, reduced flavin or flavoprotein as one donor, and incorporation of one atom of oxygen; heme binding; iron ion binding
Source: RefSeq, a predicted model, not a curated record